Messenger RNA from Equus caballus (horse), 681 nucleotides. It is a transcript of the gene RGS1, whose product is annotated as regulator of G protein signaling 1. NCBI's taxonomy places the organism in Eukaryota, Metazoa, Chordata, Mammalia, Perissodactyla, Equidae. The record is from RefSeq and is marked provisional.
CUCCACGCCAAGGUUAGACAAAAUGCCAGGAAUGUUCUUCUCUGCGAAUCCAAAGGACUUGAAAGGAACGGAUCAGUCACUUCUAGACGACAAAACGCAAAAAAGGAGGCCAAAGACUUUUGGGAUGGACGUGAAAGCAUAUCUGAGAUCUAUGAUCCCACAUCUGGAAUCUGGAAUGAAAUCUUCUAAGUCUAAGGACAUACUCUCUGCUGAUGAAGUAAUGCAAUGGUCUCAGUCUCUGGAAAAACUUCUUGCCAACCAAACUGGUCAAGAUGUCUUUGGAAAUUUCCUAAAGUCUGAGUUCAGUGAGGAGAAUAUUGAGUUCUGGCUGGCUUGUGAAGACUAUAAAAAAACAGAGUCUGAUCUUUUGCGUUGCAAAGCAGAGAAAAUAUACAAAGCGUUUGUGCAUUCAGAUGCUGCUAAACAAAUCAAUAUUGACUUUCACACUCGAGAAUCGACAGCCAAGAAGAUCAAAGCACCAACCCUCACAUGUUUUGAUGAAGCCCAGAAAGUCAUAUACACGCUUAUGGAAAAGGACUCCUACCCCAGGUUCCUCAAAUCAAAUAUAUACUUAAAUCUGCUGAAUGACCUUCAGGCUAAUAGUCUCAAGUGACCAGUUCCUGGCUGGAGGGAAUUAAAGAUGGUAUCAAGAACAGAAGGAAUGUGCCAGAAUGGCUCCCU